Molecule: messenger RNA, 1880 nt
Organism: Magnolia sinica
Lineage: Eukaryota; Viridiplantae; Streptophyta; Magnoliopsida; Magnoliales; Magnoliaceae
Product: 7-deoxyloganetin glucosyltransferase-like
Exons: 2
Coding region: 1-1437 (478 amino acids)
Molecular function (GO): UDP-glycosyltransferase activity
Source: RefSeq, a predicted model, not a curated record
AUGGAUUCUUCAGCAGCGCACAAGCCUCAUGCCAUAUGCAUUCCGUACCCAGCACAAGGCCACAUCAACGCCAUGAUACAACUAUCCAAGCUCCUACAUUCAAGAGGCUUCCAUAUCACCUUUGUCCACUCCCAGUUCAUUCACAGCCAUCUGUUGAGUUCCAAAGGCCUGGACACUCUCAACACCUCUCCCAGUUUCAGGUUCGAGACCAUACCAGACGGUUUGCCGGCAUCAGAUGAUAGGCAUGACAUAUAUGCCCUCACCGAUUCACUCCGAAAGAAGUGUGUUGAGCCAUUCCGUGAGCUUGUAACAGAACUCAAUAGCUCCUUGGACACACCUCCUGUAACUUGCAUUGUUGCGGAUGGCACUAUGACCUUCACCCUGCAGGUUGCUGAAGAGGUGGGUGUCCCUGAGGUUCUGUUCUGGCCUAUGUCCGCCAGCGGUUUCAUGGGUUUCUUUCAAUACCGCGAGCUAAUCCAAAGAGGUCUCGUGCCUAUGAAAGAUGAGAGUUGCUUGACAAACGGAUACCUUGAUACCCGCAUCGACUGGAUACCCGGCAUGAGAGAUAUCCUUCUCAAGGAUAUCCCUACCUUCAUUAGAACGACGGACCCCAAUGACAUCCUGCUCACCUUCAUGGACGAUGAAGCUCAAAACAGUAUCAAGGCUUCGGCACUUAUCCUACAUACCUUCGAUGAAUUGGAACCAGAGACUCUGCAUGCCAUUAAAUCCAUCAUCCCCAAAGUCUAUACUGUCGGCCCAUUACAAAUGCUUUGCCGCCAGAUAGUUGAAAACCAGCUUAAUCGGGUCCAAUCCAGCCUGUGGAUAGAAGAAGAAGGAUGCUUGGAAUGGUUGGAUAAGCAAAAGACCGCUUCCAUCAUCUAUGUGAAUUUCGGGAGUUUAGCAGUCGUAACGGAGGAACAGUUGAGGGAGUUCGCAUGGGGGCUCGCGAACAGCAAGUAUCCCUUCUUAUGGAUCGUCCGUCCCGAUGUUGCGAUGGGCCACCAAGCAGCUUUGUCGGAAGACUUCAUGGCGGAGAUUGAAGGCAGGGCAAUGCUGGCCAGCUGGUGCUCACAAGAACAAGUCCUGUCCCACCCGUCGAUCGGAGCCUUCCUAACGCAUUGCGGUUGGAAUUCGAUGAUGGAGAGCAUAUGCAGCGGAGUGCCGAUGAUCUGCUGGCCCUUCUUCGCUGACCAACAAACGAACUGCCGCUAUGCUUGCAAGGAAUGGGGGAUUGGGAUGGAGAUCGGUAGCGCCGUAAAUAGAGAAGAAAUCGAGGUUAUUAUGAUGGAAAUGAUGCAAGGAGAGAAAGGAGGGGAAAUGAGGAAAAAAGCCGUGGAGUGGAAACAUAGUGGUGAAAGUGCUGCUGAGGUGGGAGGAUCUUCUUACACUAACCUCGACAAACUGAUAGACCAAGUGCUUCAACGGACCGACGGGUGAUCAGACGGUUGUAAAUUGACUCGGAUUGCGUAGUGUGCUACAUAUCACUGAUAUGUAGACGUGGCAAAGUUCUGUGAGCCCCACCAUAAUGUAUGUGUUAUACAUAUACCGUCCAUCCAUUUUGCCAAACAAUUCCAGGGCAUGAGCCCAAAAAUCAAGUAGACUACAUGCCACAAAAACGGGCAGGAACUUACUCAAACCUUCCUAGUCCCUAUCAUGUUUAUUUUGCCAUUCAACUUCUCUGUGUGGUUGUACAAACAUGGAUAAAAGGAAAACACAAAUAUCAGCUUAAUCCAAAACUUAUGUCCUUUAAGAAGUUUUCAACGGUGGGCGUUCAAUCCCUACAGCUUUGGAUUUAUUACAUUUGGGAUCAUACCUUAAAAUGAUCUAAAAAAGUGGACGGACAGUAUAUAUAUAACACAUACAUUAUAGUGGGCUCAAAA